AGGCCGCCGCUGCCGCUGCCGCUGCCGCCGCCGCCGCCUUUAAGUACCACGUCCGCUGUCCUGGUCGCUACCGGCGCUGCCGCCGAGGAAGCUGCUGUAGCUCGCACGGGAGUGGAGGCGGCGCGGCAUGAAGCGGCGCAGGCCCGCUCCGUAGAGCGUCGGGACGGUCCGGGCGGGCCCGGGUCGGGGGGGAAGGUGCAGUACCCGCCCCCUCUCCCUCCCUGCGCCCUCGAGGCCUGCCCCGGCCCACCCGGCCUGCCCGCCUCACCGGGAGCCGCGCGUCUCCCGGGUCAGCCCGUCCUCCCUGCGGCUUCCCGGCGCGCCGCCGCGCGGGACACAGCCGGUGGCGGAGAUCCGCUGGCCGGAAGAGGAAGCCAACGUUCACGGGGCGCCCCGGAGCGCCGGGUGCUGCCCUGCCGACUUGCACGUCCGUUAUCUUAAUUGAGCCCCGCCGGGCUGGGGAUGCCGGGAGCUGUCCGAGCUGGCGGAUGAGGAAACGGAAGUCCGCAGAGGCGCAGGAAUCUGUCUGAGGAAAAUGCAACAUGGCAGCAGCAAUGGAAACAGAACAGCUGGGUGUCGAGAUAUUUGAAACUGCAGAGUGUGAGGAGAACAUUGAACCACAGGAUCAGCCUAAAUUGGAGCCAUUUUAUGUUGAACGAUAUUCUUGGAGUCAGCUUAAAAAGCUGCUUGCUGAUACAAGAAAAUAUCAUGGUUACAUGAUGGCUAAAGCGCCCCAUGAUUUUAUGUUUGUGAAGAGGAAUGAUCCAGAUGGGCCUCAUUCAGACAGGAUCUAUUAUCUUGCCAUGUCUGGUGAAAACAGAGAAAAUACACUAUUUUAUUCUGAAAUCCCUAAGACUAUCAACAGAGCAGCAGUCUUAAUGCUGUCUUGGAAGCCUCUUUUGGAUCUUUUUCAGGCAACACUGGACUAUGGAAUGUAUUCUCGAGAAGAAGAACUACUAAGAGAAAGAAAACGCAUUGGAACAGUUGGAAUUGCUUCUUAUGAUUAUCACCAAGGAAGUGGAACAUUUCUGUUUCAAGCUGGUAGUGGAAUUUACCAUGUAAAAGAUGGAGGGCCAGAAGGAUUUACUCAACAACCUUUACGGCCCAAUUUAGUGGAAACCAGUUGUCCCAACAUACGAAUGGAUCCAAAAUUAUGCCCUGCUGAUCCAGAUUGGAUUGCUUUUAUACACAGCAAUGAUAUUUGGAUAUCCAACAUAGCAACCAGAGAGGAAAGGAGGCUCACCUAUGUGCACAAUGAGCUAGCCAACAUAGAAGAGGAUCCCAGAUCAGCUGGAGUUGCUACCUUUGUUCUUCAAGAAGAAUUCGAUAGAUAUUCUGGCUAUUGGUGGUGUCCAGAAGCUGAAACAACGCCUAAUGGCAGUAAAAUUCUCAGAAUUCUAUAUGAAGAAAAUGAUGAAUCCGAGGUGGAAAUUAUUCAUGUUACAUCCCCGAUGUUGGAAACGAGGAGGGCAGAUUCAUUCCGUUAUCCUAAAACAGGAACAGCAAAUCCAAAAGUCACGUUUAAGAUGUCAGAAAUCAUAAUUGAUGCUAAAGGCAGAAUUAUAGAUGUCAUAGAUAAAGAACUAAUUCAACCUUUUGAGAUUCUGUUUGAAGGAGUUGAAUAUAUUGCCAGAGCUGGAUGGACUCCAGAGGGAAAAUAUGCCUGGUCCAUCCUACUAGAUCGUUCCCAAACUCGCCUACAGAUAGUGUUGAUCCCUCCUGAGUUAUUUAUCCCAGUAGAAGAUGAUGCCAUGGAAAGACAGAGGCUCAUCGAGUCUGUGCCUGACUCUGUGACACCACUGAUUAUCUAUGAAGAAACGACAGACAUCUGGAUAAAUAUCCACGAUAUAUUUCAUGUUUUUCCCCAAACUCAUGAAGAUGAAAUUGAGUUUAUUUUUGCCUCUGAAUGCAAAACAGGUUUCCGUCAUUUGUAUAAAAUCACAUCCAUUUUAAAGGAGAGCAAAUACAAACGAUCCAGUGGUGGGCUGCCUGCCCCAAGUGAUUUCAAGUGUCCUAUCAAAGAGGAAAUAGCAAUUACCAGUGGUGAAUGGGAAGUCCUUGGCCGGCAUGGAUCUAAUAUCCAGGUCGAUGAAGUCAGAAGACUGGUAUAUUUUGAAGGCACCAAAGACUCCCCUUUAGAACAUCACCUGUAUGUGGUCAGUUAUGUAAAUCCUGGAGAGGUGACAAGGCUGACCGACCGUGGCUAUUCCCAUUCUUGCUGCAUCAGCCGGCAUUGUGACUUCUUUAUAAGUAAGUAUAGUAACCAGAAGAAUCCACACUGUGUGUCCCUUUACAAACUGUCAAGUCCCGAAGAUGACCCAACUUGCAAAACAAAGGAAUUUUGGGCUACCAUUUUGGAUUCAGCAGGUCCUCUUCCUGACUAUACCCCUCCAGAAAUUUUCUCUUUUGAAAGUACCACUGGAUUUACAUUGUAUGGAAUGCUGUACAAGCCUCAUGAUCUGCAACCUGGAAAGAAAUACCCCACUGUGCUAUUUAUCUACGGUGGUCCUCAGGUGCAGUUGGUGAAUAAUCGGUUUAAAGGAGUCAAGUAUUUCCGCUUAAAUACCCUAGCCUCUCUGGGUUAUGUGGUUGUGGUGAUAGACAACAGGGGAUCCUGUCACCGAGGGCUUAAAUUUGAAGGCGCCUUUAAAUAUAAAAUGGGGCAAAUAGAAAUUGAUGAUCAAGUGGAAGGACUCCAAUAUCUGGCAUCUCGAUAUGAUUUCAUUGACUUAGAUCGUGUGGGCAUCCACGGCUGGUCCUAUGGAGGGUACCUCUCCCUGAUGGCAUUAAUGCAGAGGUCCGAUAUCUUCAGGGUUGCUAUUGCUGGGGCCCCAGUCACUCUGUGGAUCUUCUAUGAUACAGGAUACACAGAACGUUAUAUGGGUCACCCUGACCAGAAUGAACAGGGUUAUUACUUGGGAUCUGUGGCCAUGCAAGCAGAAAAGUUCCCCUCUGAACCAAAUCGUUUACUACUCUUACAUGGGUUCUUGGAUGAGAAUGUCCAUUUUGCACACACCAGUAUAUUACUGAGUUUUUUAGUGCGGGCUGGAAAGCCAUAUGAUUUACAGAUCUAUCCUCAGGAGAGGCACAGCAUAAGAGUUCCCGAGUCUGGAGAGCACUAUGAACUGCAUCUUUUGCACUACCUUCAAGAAAACCUUGGAUCACGUAUUGCUGCUCUGAAAGUGAUAUAGUUUUGACCCCUGUAAAACUCUGGUGUACACUGACUGCUUACCCAAAUGAGGAGGUUUAUCGAUAGAGAACAUGGAGUUGAUCAUCUCAUUUUGGUACCUGUCAUAUAACAUCUACUUCUGAAAGAAAUUUGGUACCGUGUAGGCAUCUACAGCUUGUCUAAUCCCUUAACCAUAUGCACACAAACCCGAGUGACACAUAUGUCUAAGGGAUACAGCAACACCAUGAGAAUUAC
Messenger RNA from Castor canadensis (American beaver), 3424 nucleotides. It is a transcript of the gene Dpp8, whose product is annotated as dipeptidyl peptidase 8. Gene Ontology annotation, molecular function: dipeptidyl-peptidase activity; serine-type peptidase activity. Gene Ontology annotation, biological process: proteolysis. NCBI's taxonomy places the organism in Eukaryota, Metazoa, Chordata, Mammalia, Rodentia, Castoridae. The record is from RefSeq and is a predicted model, not a curated record.